GUAUUGGAUAUUGAAUCGCGGCCAGAUGAGUUUUGACCUUGUAAUUAAGUGAUCUCAUUAUGAUGGAAAUGGAUCUUUCGGUUCAAAAUAAGGUGAUCAAGCACUUAGAAGAAAUAGAAGAAGCUGGUGAAAUGAUAUUGGCUAAACAACAAGAAUGUAUAGUUUACGACAGGAAUCGACAAAAAUCACGUGAAGCUGUGCGCAAGCUAAUGCAAUUGGAUUCAGAGAAUAAACAGUGGGCGUGCCUAUCUGACCAGUUUUUUCUAUUCCCAUCUGUCGGAUUGAAGAAAGCGAUUGAGGAGGAUAUUAAAGUUUAUGAUUCUGAGAUCCGAAAGUUAAAGCAUCAGUUAAAGGAAGAUGUUAAUUGGUUACAUGAGCUCGAAAGUAAAGAAUCGCUCAAAGGAUUUGAUUUAUUUCCCCUAAACAAUCGAAAAUAGUUUGUUACGUAACAUGUGUACAAAUCAAAAUAGAAUUAUAUUCCUCCUUUCCAUUUUUCUGCAUCUCUAUAGCUUUGAGUUGUGAAACUAGCCUUUAUUGGUUCUAGGUAUCCGUACCAAGAUGACUGAUCCAUUGACAUUUGGCCACAGACGUUACAACCCACUAUUGGAUGAAUGGCUUAUUGUUUCUCCACAUAGAAUUCAACGUCCGUGGGAGGGACAAACGGAAUCUAACUGCCAGAAGCCCGAGGAUGUAAUUGAUAUUUCUGUCAAAUGUACCGAAAACCCAUUAUCACCCGGCUCCGUUCGUGCAAGUGGUGUAAUUACACCGAAUUAUCAAUCUGUGUACACGUUUCAUAAUGACUUUCCUGCUUUGGUUGAUGAAAGUCGCGGUUAUGAAAGUGGUAACUUCACAUCUGUUGAUGAGAACCCACUAUUUGCAUGUGCACCUGCUCAAGGUGAUUGUUUAGUUAUGUGCUUCCAUCCAGAUCCUAAUAAAACUUUAGCGCUAAUGGGACCGCAUGAAAUAUUAUCUGUCAUUAAUGAAUGGUGCCGUAUAACUGAGAAAUAUUUGACGAUGAAAAAAUUUCAAUGGCUGCAAAUUUUUGAGAAUCGAGGUGCAGCUGUUGGUUCGUCUAACACUCAUCCGCAUUGUCAGAUUUGGGUAUGUGGUUUUAUGCCUUCGCUAGUGUUAAGACUUGAUAAAAAUCAACAAAAUUAUGCCCUUCAUCAUAAUGGUAUACCUUUACUUAUGGAUUAUGCAAUACAGGAAGAAAUGAAUAUGAUUAAUUGUCCGUCUGAUUCGCGCAUAAUUAUCUGUUCAACUUAUUGGCUUGUUAUUAUACCGUGGUGGGCAUGUUGGCCAUUUGAAACAAUGAUUUUGCCGCGUAAACGCCAUAUUCUCUGGUUACAUGAGUUAACGAAAGAUGAGAAAUGCGACCUUAGCUCUGUGAUGAAGAAUUUACUUGUUCGUUAUGAUAAUCUAUUUCGUACGCGAUUCCCGUAUUCUAUGGGUUGGUAUCAAGCACCAAUAUUACACUCUGAAGAGGAAUCCUUGGAAGAUUUGAAAAACAAAUAUAAACAUUGGCAGUUGCAUGCCUUGUAUUUACCUCCCUUGUUGAGAUCAUCUACAGUGAAAAAGUUCAUGUCUGGUUUCGAACUAUUAGCAGAAACACAACGAGAUUUACUGCCAGAAACAGCUGCAAAGAUGCUUCGUGAAACUAGUACAAUUCACUAUACUGAGUGGACAUGAAGAAUAUAUUUCUUAGUCCGUAUAACAAUGUUAUGAUCAAGGUGCUUUUAAUUUGUUUUGUACUUUAUGAAUGUUUAUAGUGAUGCUACUUUUAAAAUUUUGAAGAGAAAUAUGUCAAUAUGUUUCGAAAGCAUAAAUUUGCCUCAAUAACUUAUGAUGCUUUGUUAACAAAAUUUAAUCUGUUUCCAACCACAAGCAAUGAUGUUCCCAUCGAAUUCCAUUCAUAGUUUCCCUAUUCACAGACUCGUUGGAGUAUAAUUUUUAUGUUUUAUUUUAUGUUGUGAUAUUGCCUGGCCUGCUUGGAUACAUAUAUGGCUGAUGCUGGUUCUGAUUUCUGGACUCAAGGGCAAGGCAGAACGAAGUUAGAGAAUCGUGAACCUAUAUAAUCUUAGUGUUGAAUCACUGUCGUUAGUACCGCAAUGA
Messenger RNA from Schistosoma turkestanicum, 2112 nucleotides. The record is from the annotation of a GenBank genome assembly. NCBI's taxonomy places the organism in Eukaryota, Metazoa, Platyhelminthes, Trematoda, Strigeidida, Schistosomatidae.